UAUGUAUAACACAGAUUUAAAUCUCGACAUGGAGAUGUAUGAGGCGGAUCCAGUGUUUAAAAAGGCUUGUGAAGAAUACAAUGAACACGGCGUCUCGUCGACUCUCAUUAAGGACGUGCUAAAGAGCAAGAUUCAGUUAAGGCGUGUCUCCGCAGGGCAGGAGGAACUUAGAGUUGAAAAUAGACCAUCCUUAAAACAUCCACUGACAGAGGAAGAACAGAAGAAAAAUGAAGCGAGAAAGAAGUGUAACAGAGUUUCAGCCAAAAGAUGUAGGGAAAAGAAAAAACAGGAAAAUCAACAUAUUUUUGACAUGCUCAAAGAACAGGAACAAAGAAAUGAAGAUCUGAAACAAAAAGUAUCAGAAAUGGAAUCUGAAAAAUCCAAAAUGUUAAAGACCCUUAGUGAAACAUACUCACAAUUAAAUGGAAAUACAAUCACACCAGAGAAUGUAAUGGACAUCGUGAAUCUGGGAAUUCAAAGUGGAAUGGAAGUCUCGGAGACUUCGAGUGAAAGUACCACCACAAACACGCAAAACAUUCAGGGACAUUUGGACCAAUCAAACCAAGCGAUUCCAGCACCUAUGCCAAAUUCUUUAAAUAAUUCUGAAGAAAUGAAUUUUCACACGACCUUCGACUUAACAACACAAACCGAAAAUGACCAUGGUGUUCAACAGUCAGCCAACUUCAUGCCGUUGGCAUCUCAGCAACAACAAUUUGAAACUGAACACUUUUUGGCGUGCAUUGCAGAAGAACACUCUAUGCACUGUUCUGGUGAAUGGAAUGAAUUAUACAAUGAGUUUAGUUUUUAGGUUUUGAGACCAAUUAAAUAAAUUAAUUCUUUGGGAUGUUAUUUUUAUAUGUGGUUGACAAAUGAACAACUUUAAGAAAAUGACAUCAGAACAUGGUGCAUGGAUAUUACACUUAACCACGUUUGUGUUGGCGUUUUUAAAAUUGUUAAUAAGUAAAAGACAGAAUUUAGUUAUUUCAGCAAAAAUGCUUCAGUUGAUUCUGUGUCUAGA
Messenger RNA from Saccostrea echinata, 1018 nucleotides. RefSeq lists its product as uncharacterized. The record is from RefSeq and is a predicted model, not a curated record. Bases 2 to 808 code for a protein of 268 amino acids. The transcript is spliced from 3 exons. Gene Ontology annotation, biological process: regulation of DNA-templated transcription. NCBI's taxonomy places the organism in Eukaryota, Metazoa, Mollusca, Bivalvia, Ostreida, Ostreidae. Gene Ontology annotation, molecular function: DNA-binding transcription factor activity.